Messenger RNA from Pteronotus mesoamericanus, 669 nucleotides. Its product is annotated as immunoglobulin lambda-like polypeptide 5. The transcript has 4 exons. Lineage: Eukaryota; Metazoa; Chordata; Mammalia; Chiroptera; Mormoopidae. The record is from RefSeq and is a predicted model, not a curated record. Bases 1 to 669 code for a protein of 222 amino acids.
AUGGAGUCGCAACUGUUGGAAUUUACCUACGUGGAACAUCUUCACAACCCGAUUCUGGAGGGAAGAGGAGGUUCUCCCAAGUUCGCGGUGGAGGAGGGGCUGGCAUUACUUGCAGUAGAAGCUGAGGACCCCUUCGGGGCAAUAACAGACUCUCCCGUCCACAGGGAACAUCAGGCUGAGCCCUCAGGGUUUUUGUAUGAGGCUGUGUCACAGUGUAAUGUGUUCGGCGGAGGGACCCAUCUGACCGUCCUCGGUCAGCCCAAGGCCGCACCCUCGGUCGCUCUGUUCCCGCCCUCCACUGACGAGCUCAGCAACGACAAGGCCACGCUGGUGUGCCUCAUCAGUGACUUCUACCCCGGCGUCGUGACGGUGGCCUGGAAGAAAAAUGGCAGCCCCGUCACCCAGGGCGUGGAGACCACCAAGCCCUCCAAACAGAGCAACAACAAGUACGCGGCCAGCAGCUACCUGAGCGUGUCGCCCAGCACGUGGAAGUCAGCCAGCAGCUACAGCUGCCACGUCACGCACGAAGGCAGCACCGUGGAGAAGUCCGUGACCCCCCUCGGAGUGUUCCUAGGACCUGAGCCCCAUGUUCGGGGCCGCUCUCCCACAAGAUCCCCCCACUCCCCGGCUCCCCACCGUGGCCCUGGGACUCCUGCCCAGGGCUGCUGA